AUGGCGGAUCCCAAGGAACCAGCUAUUUCCGCUUCCUUUAUUAGUCACUUGCGGCAGUCUUCGCGGAUCACGUGCCCCAUGGUGGGUUGUGAAGACCAAUAUCCUGCAAUUGAUGAUAGAAUACGGGAUCACUUCAAAUCAAAACACGGCGAAUUCAUACAAGGAAAAGAUUUUAGCAGUCUCAUACGCGAUGUGAAGAAGGGACGGAUUCCUGGGUCCAGGGGCGUUGAGCCUUUGUCUAUAAGAGAUCCCGGAGGCGGCGGCUCAUCUGGGGCUCAAGGGAUGCCGGAUGAAGCUGGUCCAAGUGCGUAUAAGAGGCGUAAUUCCCCAGGAAAGCAACCAAGGCCUCAGUCGAACAGCCCACCUAGGAGGUCCCGGGCCCGCCCUGACCCUGAUUUUACUCGAAGAGCCCCUCAGCAGGGCAAGUUGUGGCAUCCAGAGGAAGACCCUAGCUCGUCACCCUAUCGGACAAAGCAAAGUUCAUCUAAGCCACUCAAGCAUACGCCAGCUCCCAAAUCAGCCGACGCUUAUGAGGAAGAUAGUGAGGCCCUUCGACUUAUCAAGCAGCCCGAGACCCGGCCUAUCAGUCAGGAACAGUUAGUCGCAGAAGUGAAAGGCAUCUACGCUGGGCUGAUGAUGGUCGAAUCGAAAUGUAUUGAGGUUGAUAACGCACAGUCUUCUAACGUUGAAACUAAAUUAAAUAACGAACAGUGGCAAGCCCUGAUAGCUCUGCAUCGUACGUUGCUGCACGAGCAUCAUGACUUCUUUUUAGCAUCUCAGCAUCCCUCUGCGAGUCAAGCGUUAAAAAGAUUAGCUUCAAAAUACGCAAUGCCCGCUCGGAUGUGGCGACAUGGAAUUCACAGUUUCCUCGAAUUGUUACGGCAUCGUCUUCCGGAGUCUCUCGAGCAUAUGCUAACGUUCAUUUACUUGGCAUACUCGAUGAUGGCUCUUCUAUACGAAACGGUCCCGGCUUUUGAGGAUACGUGGAUUGAAUGUCUAGGCGAUCUGGGUAGAUACAGGAUGGCUAUAGAAGACGAGGAUAUCAGAGAUAGGGAAGUUUGGACAUCGGUUUCCCGGCAUUGGUAUUCGAAGGCUUCUGAUAAAGCACCGACAACAGGUCGUCUCUAUCAUCAUCUUGCCAUUUUGGCCAGGCCGAACGCUCUUCAGCAACUCUUCUUUUAUACUAAAUCAUUAUGUGUGCCAAUACCCUUUGGUUCGGCUAAGGAGUCAAUCAUGACUCUAUUUGACCCAAUCCUCGGGAUUGGUAAUUAUCAUCAUAACCGCCUAAUUCCUAUUGACGUGGCGUUUGUUAAAACUCACGGUAUCUUAUUCAGCCAUAAAAAAUUAGAUAUCUUCCGCCCUGUUGCAAGUGAAUUCUUAGGGGCGUUGGAUAACCAUAUCGGUCGAAUUGCGAAGCGUUGGAUGGAGGCAGGCUACUACAUCGCGAUCGCUAAUUGCUGCGCUCUUCUAUCAUAUGGGAAAGAUGACAAUAUCAUCAUGAGGGCGAUUCAGAGCCAGGGGGACGAGAAACAGGAUUCAGCUGCGGGAUCAGGAGCUGAUACUUUGAAUCCAUCGAGGGAUUUCGAAGAUGCACUGUACCUUGCCAUGGGAACACAUGAAGUAGUCUUCAAGCGGUGCGACGACGCCAACGUGUUACCGUAUACUCACGUCAUCAUGGUGUUCAUUUUUUACCUCAUACGUUUUCCUAACGUUAUGGAACAUCUUGAGCCUCAAUUUCCAUGGAAAUUGCUUUCAAUCCUGCUCAAUGGGCUCCUUGCUACCUAUAACAGCUACGAUCGCAUCCGCAGCGCUGAGUUCCCAAGGGAGAGCAAUGACCCUCCCCGGCCCGUGCCAGAGGACUUCGCCCUCGAGGGCCUUCUCUUCGUCGACAGCUAUUUUCCCUCAGAUUGGUUCGUCAAUGAUAAGAUUGACGACGAUGAGAAGUACUUCGAGAUGGCCUCGAUGACGGAUGUCAGGAAGGAGAGAAUAUUAUGGUUGGGUUACAAGAUCGCCCAAUCUGGUAGAGGGUUAACAUACGACGAAGGAACAAAUACGUUCGGUGUAUUUCCUCAGUAUGAGAAGGAAAUGGAUGCGAUCUCCAGAAAUGCUAAUAGCAUGAAUAUUUCGGACGAGGCGGGAGAUGCAAUGGAUAUCGAUGAAGCACCAGCAACCACAACACGGUAG
Messenger RNA from Xylaria bambusicola, 2184 nucleotides. RefSeq lists its product as uncharacterized. NCBI's taxonomy places the organism in Eukaryota, Fungi, Ascomycota, Sordariomycetes, Xylariales, Xylariaceae. The record is from RefSeq and is a predicted model, not a curated record. The transcript is spliced from 3 exons. Gene Ontology annotation, molecular function: protein binding; telomerase RNA binding; telomeric repeat DNA binding. Gene Ontology annotation, cellular component: telomerase holoenzyme complex. Gene Ontology annotation, biological process: nuclear-transcribed mRNA catabolic process, nonsense-mediated decay. Bases 1 to 2184 code for a protein of 727 amino acids.